AUGCCCGGCGUCCUCACCCAAACCCUCGCCGUCAGCGACGGUCCCCUCACCUCCGAAAACGCUGCCCUCCUUCGCCCCUCCGACCCCAACCUCCCCCUCGACGAGCUCCGCGCCCGCUUCGACGCCGACGGCUAUCUCUUUCUCAAAGGAGUCCUUCCCCGCGAAGACGUCCUCGAAGCCCGUCGCCAAUACUUCUCCUACCUCUCCCCCACAGGUGUCCUGAAGACAGACAGCGACCCUGUCCACGGCAUCUUCAACCCCGACAAGACCCCCGACGACUUCCCCGGCAUCGGGGCUGGUGCGGCCGGUGGUAAUGGCCGGCCGGGCGGAGAGAGUGCCGCGCAGUUCGUCGAUCGCGCCAUCGAGGCUCACUACAAGGACUGGUAUGCCGAGAAGCUGGUCCAGCAUCCGGCGCUGUAUGCCUUUAUUGCCAAGUUCACGGGGUGGGGGGACAAUACGUUGACGUUCAAGCGGACGCUAUUGCGGAAUAAUAUCCCCCAGACGAAGCCUAUUGGUGUCCAUUAUGAUCAGAUCUUUAUUAGACAUGGGGAGCCCACGGCUGUGACGGCUUGGGUGCCUAUUGGGGAUAUUAAGCUGAGUGGUGGGGGUUUGAUCUAUUUGGAGGAUAGUGAUGUCGUGGGCCAGAAGAUUGAGAAUGAAUUCACGGCCAAGGCUCUGGCAGCGGGCAUGACGGAGGAAGAGGCUAAAUAUGCCUUCAACUCGAAUAUGAUGUCCACGGGCAUGCUGUCGGAGAAUCCCGCCGAAUUCGCCAAGGAGAAUGGCCGGCGUUGGUUGGUUGCGGAAUACGAGGCGGGGGAUGUGGUGCUGCAUAAGCCUCACAUGAUCCACGCGUCGACGGUGAACAAUGACCCGGAUAGAGUGAUCCGUUUGGCGACGGAUUUGCGGUUUGCAGACUCGUCCCGGCCUUAUGAUAAGAGAUGGAUGAACUUUUACCGAUUCAAUGACGGUGUUUAA
Molecule: messenger RNA, 975 nt
Organism: Aspergillus luchuensis
Lineage: Eukaryota; Fungi; Ascomycota; Eurotiomycetes; Eurotiales; Aspergillaceae
Exons: 4
Coding region: 1-975 (324 amino acids)
Source: RefSeq, a predicted model, not a curated record